AUGGAUUCUUUGAAGGAAGCAAUUGGAUUGAUCCCUCGCAACUUCUAUGUCAUCAAGAUUGGAUCUACAACGGAAAGCCUACGCACAGAAGAGGCUGUUCUGAAACGUUGUGAAAAGCUUCGCGUCAACCUGGAGAACGAAGGGCUCAUUUUUGCAAAGAAAUUCUCGUUUUUAUCUGCAACUAGAGAAGAGGCUAAAAAAGACAUUGACGCCAUUGAAAAGAAGCCUCCUCCAGUGUUCAUAAUCAUUGAUGACUAUGAUGGAAGGACAAUUGAUCGUCAGCUUGCUCAUGGGAUUCCGAGUGCAAUGUACUUCACGGGAUAUUCGCUUCUCAACUGUAUGGAGUCAGCAGUGAGGGGACGUUGUUCUGCGUUCGUAAACGCGAUGAUCAAGUUAUGGAGUGGUGAAGGAGAAAAGAAGGGAAAGACCCACGGAAAUGUUAAUGUUUGUUCGAAAUGUGGAGUCUCUGGCCAAAUCUGCAAAUGCAUUGAGGCGUCGAUUGAAAAAGUUCGACAGAAACAUGCUUGUGGCUACGAUAAUAUGGGACCUGAACUUUACGCUUUGAUUUCCCGACACAUGAAACUAGACACGGCCAAGGAUUACGAUACAGCGAUUGCUGAAGUGAUCGAGUCGACAAGAACCAAAAUAAAACUUUCGCCUGUCUCUAAACAGACGUUCGACAACAACGACUCAAUGGUUAAAGAUUCGACUUCAGCAAAACCUUCAAAUUUAAAAAAGCCGACUCUAAAAGUGCCUGAUGAGCCACUGGUGAUUGAGGUUCCAUUGCAAAAGCCAGCGAAAGGGAAUGUAUCCGUGAAUCGCCCUGCUAUGUCUCCCCGUGUUCAGAUGAAUUCUCCAGUUGUAAGGGCAUCAGCGAGUAACACAAGUGUUAAUACGCCUUCGACAAGCAGCCACAAAUCUAUUGCAGCUACGAUCUUUGAGGCUGGCCCAAAUUUGCAAGAUGUACUAGAGCUUGUGCACAAACAAACCUGGGAUAUUGGAACGCUCACUCGAGCCUUUGAGAACAAUUGUCGCCAGGCUCAGAACUUACUUGGAUCGAAAAAACCAAACUCCCAAGCGGAAUCAAUGAACCAGAUCAAUAUGGAGAUUCGCAAUGGACUGAAAUCGGAUCGGCAUUGCGGAGAUAUGGAUAUAAUCAAAUGUUGGGCGAUUGUGGUUGUUUAUCACUCAAAGAUACUUCGUAUUAUGAUGACGAUUGGAAAUACUAGUGUUGAGUUGACAAGAGCUGUGCAACAUCCACGUCUUUACAAGGCCAUCAGAUUUGCCCUUGAGAAUCCAAAAAAAUAUACACCAAAUGAGACUGUGCACACAUUGAUUGACGAGAUACUUGAUGAUUUUCAAGUAGCAAUUCGUGAACACGAUUUGGAGCAAUUCCUUUCCGACGCGUUUUUGAAACUGCAUCGCAUUGCUGUCACACUAGCUGUCGUCUAUUUGUCUCAUCAACUGGCUAAAUGUGCGAGUGUCCGUGGAUUAGAGUGCCAUGACGUGACUUCGGACAGCGAUCUCCGCAAUCUUGUUAGUGUUGCAAAGGUCGCACUCACUGCAGGCUCGGAUUCGGUUGCGGAAAAGACAGGUGAGUUUUUUUCCACUUGGCAGCGGACUGUUUGUGUUGGAUUGCCUGAAUUAAACGAUUACAAACUUCUUCACUUUGUUUUCAAGCCCGAUUUUGCGAUGCCAUUU
Messenger RNA from Mesorhabditis belari, 1701 nucleotides. The record is from the annotation of a GenBank genome assembly. NCBI's taxonomy places the organism in Eukaryota, Metazoa, Nematoda, Chromadorea, Rhabditida, Rhabditidae.